This is a messenger RNA of Adineta ricciae, 3921 nucleotides long. The record is from the annotation of a GenBank genome assembly. NCBI's taxonomy places the organism in Eukaryota, Metazoa, Rotifera, Eurotatoria, Adinetida, Adinetidae.
AUGGAACUUUGGAUCAAAUUUUGGUGUGAACAGUGGGCUGAUCGACCAUCAGGACGCAACCCGGAGACGUUCGAGAUGUUGUCUCGAUUCUACGCCGAUUAUCAAACUUCCGCAUUGAAUUUUAACCAUUCGAAGCAAAUAUCAACGGAUCCGCUGGGUUAUACUCGAUUUCUCCUUACAUCAUUAACAAUUAUUCGUGCAAUGCAUAAAAAGUUAUGCCAAGACAAACGAUUCGAACGCUUACAACAUCAUCGUAUCGAAAUUCCAAAUCUCCUCGAACUUUUUCAAUACUUCAUCUUACCUACGCGUGAUGAUAUGACUUAUGCUCACGAUCUUUACGAUUAUUUUAGUAGAUUCACGGACAAGUCCAAUCCUGAUCUUUUGGAAAACAUCACCGAAGAAAAUAGUUUCGGUGUUCAUUUUGUUGCGAAUUCGAGCAAAAUUACGAAAUGUCUACGUAAUCUACAAACACAAGUUGAACAAGAUAGAAAUGCAAAGAUUCAAGAAGUACGCACGGCGAAAGACAAAUACAAUCGAUUGAUGAAUUCUAUCAGUUGUUUGUCGUGUACAUGCAGUAGUGCGUCUAAUGAGACCUUAUGUCGCCGAUGUCGCAUUGAGGAACAGGCGGAAGAUAUCAUCGUCGAAAUUUAUGAAUGCCCAAUUCCAUCGGAACAGGCUAGUGCAUUCGCGGUUCUGUUCGAAUUGCGAAUGCCGGUGGAAAUUCGAUAUUAUCGUGAUGUUCUUUGGCAAUUUAUCAAUCGUUCUCGAUACAAACCGGAUAAUCGCAUGUAUGAAUGGCUGCGAGUACGUCCUCAUUGCGAACGAUUAGAACCGUUGUUUACUGGUCCAAAGGAUUAUAAAGUAAAACUAGUCUCAUCAAAUAAUUCCCUAACACAAACUCAUACUGCUGACUUAUGCAUUGCUACAGCGCCGAUCGAAGAUUUUCUCUAUGAAAAUAGUUUACAAAUACAGUUAACACCAAGUCGAUCGCCAAAAUUUGAAGAUGAAUGUCGAAUGUUGACUCCGCAACUGGAACAGUCGGACUAUAAACAUCUACAAUACGCGAUUCAAUCAACUGAGUCCGUGCAGAAUCAAAUUCUUGCCGAUCUCUCACAAAUCCAAACGAAAUUCAAAUCUCAACAAUUCAUCGAGUACGGAUCAUUCCGUUCAGGUCAUCGCUUACAAUGGUGGAAUUUAUUAUCAAUCUUAGAAAUGGAUUCUUUACCACUGAAUGAAGAGAGCGUUGCAACCUUGAUUAUUCAUACGAUUUUACAAUACGGUCCGUUCUCUGACAGUGUGUCAUGGUGUGCAGAAUCGCAUCAAGUUCUAUUCGAUGACAACUUUGUUGAUGAAUUAAUUCUACGGUUGAAUCGUCAUUUAGAUGAUUGUGCGUUGAAUUGGCAAAAUGAAUUCGUGUUGAUUACAGUUACGAUGAUUACAAUGAGAGUUUUAACAUUAUGCAAUUCGAGUCGAGAGCAGAAAGUCGUGGAUUUGGUACUGAAAUGUCGCCGUUUAGGUGAACAAUGGAUCAAGUUAAUUUCAUCGGCUAUUCAAACAAUUUCCUCCACGGAUUUGACUGAAGUGGAGAAACUUCGUGGAAAUAUCGUGACAAUUGGUGUGGCAUGUUUAUUAACCUAUUCAGUUCAUUCCAAUCGAUUGCAUCGUAUAUUAUCGACGAAUGAUCAUAUGCUUUCGUUAUUGAAAGCAAUGACUAAUGUUCAUGAUAAUCUGGUCUCUAACAAGAAGCAAACGUCAAUGAGCGAGAUCAUGAAAUAUUUACUUCGAUUCACUGAUCGUAUACUAGUGCAGAUUCAACCGACAGUUGCUUUAUUUCUUCAGCAAUCAUCGUAUCAAAGUCUGGACGAUUUUGCCAUUAUUUAUUGGUCAGUCAUUCGACAUGAGGAAGCAAUCGAUGCUAAAUGGAAGAAACGCCAUUCGAACGAGUAUGACGGAUGGUACGACGGUCAAUAUGAAUCUACAAUCUUAUCCAUUGAUUGUCUUCGUGGAAGAUUUCUUGUUAACGGAAUGACUGUUGGUUAUUUACCUGAGAAAAUCAUUUCGAACGAAUUGUAUCUUCGUGUUUUCGAUCGUUAUAUCUUCCAAGUACAAAUCUCCGAUUCAUCGAAUACUUACAUAGCCAAGUAUAGUUAUCAUGACGAUGGACAAGUUCUAUAUGAAUUUUAUCAUGAUGAUCAAUACAAUCAGUUAAUUAUAUAUGAACGACAUUUGAAAACGAAUGAAGUGUUCGAAUUAAUACCUUCGGAUUGUUUAACAAUAGAUUUACCUGUUCGAUUCAUUUCGGAAUACAGCCAUUGGAAAAAUACGAAAACGAAUAUCAUCGAAUUUCGAGCCGUUCAUUUCAAAGAUCCGAAUUUUCUUACUUAUAAACCUUACACGCUAAAUAUUGAUACCGGUCUGUUAUCAACCACCGAUCUGACUACUCCACAAGUCUUAGUCAAUCAAACAUCACUACUCUUUCAAAACUUAUUCACACGCUAUUUCAAUCGUCUGGAUGACAAAGCAUACGUUUACAUGUUCAGCGAUUAUACCAAUAUUCACGUUCAUCUAUCACGUUUAGCAAUUGCAUUCACUUAUCAAACGAAUACUCGUUGUUUGGUAUCACGUGAAUACUCCGAUAUGUGCAUCGACGAAAAUCAAUGCUUGGGAACAUUGGCAGGUUUAAAAUCUGGCUUACUCCUGUCACCAAUGACGCAUACUCAUGAACACUUUAAACAUCGGAAAUUAAUCGUACCUUUCGGACGUGUCUAUGCGAUACGACGAACGUCAACAAUCGAUCAUCAGAAUGUUUUCAUACAACGAAAGGCAAACAUGUCGGAUGCUCAGCAGUAUUUCGUUUUUAUUCUCAAUGAUCGAUUGAGAAUUAUUCAAACGAACGAUAGUCCUUCAGGAUGGUUAUAUCUAUCAUUACUCCAUGCAAUGACAUCUCACCUUCUUCCCGAUCAGUAUACCGGCAUGACUGGCAUGGAACGUGCUUUUCAAUUGUUGAAUUCUGCAGGUUGCUGGACUGAUCAGCCGUACGAUGCACUCUCGCUGAAUAUUCUCCAUCAAAUCGCAAUGAUUUCUCCGAAAGCAGUCUACUAUCAACAUAUGCAAAAGAUCGAUUGGAAUGAUGAUACAUUGCCUUAUUCUUUACAGCAUUGUGGUUAUUAUUUAUUAGUCAAGAAACUAAUUGAAACGAGCGAAAGUUUGAAUUUUAUGCAUUUUUCAUUACAUAACGAAGAAAUCUUAACAUUAAAUGCUGAAAAUGAGUAUGAUGAACGAUUAUUGAUGAAAAUCUAUUGGGAUUAUCGUCAUUCAUACAAUCCCGUCGCUCGCUUAUCCGCAGAAAUUGAAAUUGAAAUCAUGGAAAUGGCAAAAUCCGAAGAACCAUAUCAAGCUCUUGUGGAGCGUGAUUCAACAGUUGGAAAUCAGAAACUAAUUCAACUCGUCAAUGACAUGUAUCAUUCUGGUGACGUGUAUUUGAAAGACGUGUCAGAACUGACUUGUUUUCCGUUGAAUCAAUGGUUAACUGAUGAUUAUUCCUUGAAUACUGUUUGGAUCGGUCUAUUGAAACUGGCCGAAUCGAUUAAAACAGCAAAUGUCUCUGACGAUAUCGAGCGGUUUACAAUACUUCUCAAGUUUCUCUAUUACAUAUCCAGUAAACGUGGAAUUCGAAAGAUUUAUUUAGAAAUCUUGUAUACUGUCUUGCAUGAUCCGACAUUAUCAUUGGAUUCCAUCACAUUUCCAACGUUUACUCAAUACACAAACAUUCAACAUAUGACUGUGGUCAUGAAUUCGAUUGAUUUCCAUUCUCAACACUCUGCUGGUCAACGUCGGACGAUUCUUGAAGAAGUCAAAGAUUGCUUUGAGAAAGGGUACACGUACAAAGACCNCAUGAACACUUUAAACAUCGGAAAUUAA